Messenger RNA from Clonostachys rhizophaga, 768 nucleotides. NCBI's taxonomy places the organism in Eukaryota, Fungi, Ascomycota, Sordariomycetes, Hypocreales, Bionectriaceae. The record is from the annotation of a GenBank genome assembly.
AUGUCCCAAUCCGGCCCCAAGAUGGAAUCUCCCGCGCCUUUCCGAUGGUCUACUGAUGCUUUUGACAUCGACUUUGUUCUUGACACGAAAAAUGUGGUUGCUAUACGUCGUAUCACACCAAAGGGAAAAGACUUGAAACAGGGAGCAACGGCAAUCCCUUCAUCCGAUACCCCUCUCAUUAAUGUCAAGCUGGUUGGUGAGGGCAACACUUCCACCAAGACUGCCAAAUCUUUGAUAGGAAGCUACCUUUCUGCCCGAAUGCGGUACAAAAGUCAUGAAACUCAUAUUGAGGGCUCUGAGAAAUCCCUUGUUAUUGACACCGCGGACGACGUAACAAAAGUUCACAUUUCAGUGCGCCUCGUUGUUUAUGGCAAUAUCCCUGUACUUCGCUCAUCAGCCACUGUUACGAACCAAUCUGACGACGCUACGACUUGCGUCACUCAACUCUCGUCGUUAGAGGCCCAGUGGUCGAACCACACCCUGCCUGAACUCGGCAUCGACUUGAAUGGAAUCUGCGAGCUUCCUGAUGGACACACGAGCUCUCAGGCUAGCUUCAGUCUCCAAAACCUGGGCUCAUUCUCCACUGGAACCCAUCUACCAAUGGGAAUCCUGAAAUCCAAGCACGAUACGGAUACCUGGCUGUGGCAAGUCGAGCAUAACGGUUCCUGGAGGUGGGAGGUUGGCGAUUAUAAAGACAACCUCUACCUUGUUGCAGGCGGGCCUGUUGGAGUCGCCCAUGACUGGAAGUUGGUCCUCGGCCCCAAGUAG